Messenger RNA from Huiozyma naganishii CBS 8797, 972 nucleotides. It is a transcript of the gene BET2, whose product is annotated as Rab geranylgeranyltransferase BET2. Bases 1 to 972 code for a protein of 323 amino acids. The record is from RefSeq and is a predicted model, not a curated record. The transcript has a single exon. Gene Ontology annotation, cellular component: Rab-protein geranylgeranyltransferase complex. NCBI's taxonomy places the organism in Eukaryota, Fungi, Ascomycota, Saccharomycetes, Saccharomycetales, Saccharomycetaceae. Gene Ontology annotation, molecular function: Rab geranylgeranyltransferase activity. Gene Ontology annotation, biological process: protein geranylgeranylation.
AUGCAGUUACUCAAGGAGAAGCACAUUGCGUAUGUAAAGUCGCUGGACUCGCAUACUGAUGAUUAUGAAUACUGGCUGUCCGAGCAUCUUCGACUGAACGGGGUGUAUUGGGGGUUGACUGUGCUUUGCAUUCUAGGGUCACCAGAGACUUUUGACAAAGACGAUGUCAUAGCCUUUGUGAUGUCCUGUUGGGAUGACAAGUACGGAGGGUUUGCCCCAUUCCCUAGACACGAUUCUCAUUUGCUUUCAACGCUUUCUGGGUUGCAAAUACUGGCCACUUUGGGAGGGCUGGACAAUGUGAAGAAGGAUCAGUUGAAACUCUCGCAGUGCCUCAAGUUCAUCAGUUCAAACCAAUUGGAAGAUGGGUCUUUCCAGGGGGAUCGUUUUGGAGAGGUGGAUGCUCGGUUCAGUUAUAACGCUCUGAGUUGCCUGUCGAUCCUGGGUGAAUUGACCCCAGAGGUCGUCGAUCCCGCUGUGAAUUUUGUGCUGAGAUGUUACAACUUUGACGGAGGGUUUGGCCUGUCCCCGGGUGCAGAAUCGCAUGCAUCGAUGGCGUUCACUUGCUUGGGGGCCCUCAAAAUCACAGGGAAAUUGCAUCUUCUAUCCCCAGAACAAAUUGACAUGAUCGGAUGGUGGCUUUGCGAAAGACAAUUGCCAGAGGGCGGGCUGAAUGGCCGUCCAAGCAAGCUACCAGAUGUUUGUUACUCGUGGUGGGUCCUUUCAUCGCUCGCCAUAAUUGGGAAACUUGAGUGGAUUGACUACGAAAAGCUGACGCAGUUUAUCCUAUCCUGCCAGGACGAGAAGCGCGGAGGGAUUAGCGAUAGACCGAACAACGAGGCAGAUGUGUUUCACACUGUCUUUGGUGUGGCAGGGCUAAGUCUCCUAGGAUAUAAAGAUCUCGUGCCCGUAGAUCCUACAUACUGCAUGCCUUACUCCAUAACGGCGACGUUCCAGAAAUAUGGCCUCUAUUGA